Messenger RNA from Melospiza georgiana, 348 nucleotides. RefSeq names its product feather keratin 1. Gene Ontology annotation, cellular component: intermediate filament. The transcript has 2 exons. NCBI's taxonomy places the organism in Eukaryota, Metazoa, Chordata, Aves, Passeriformes, Passerellidae. The record is from RefSeq and is a predicted model, not a curated record. Gene Ontology annotation, molecular function: structural constituent of cytoskeleton. The coding region runs from base 43 to 348 and encodes 101 amino acids.
ACUCAUCCACUUCUCCUGCCUUGUUCUCCUGCAGCCCCAGCCAUGUCCUGCUACGACCUGUGCCGGCCCUGCGGCCCUACCCCGCUGGCCAACAGCUGCAACGAGCCCUGUGUGAGGCAGUGCCAGGACUCCCGCGUGGUGAUCCAGCCCUCGCCCGUGGUGGUGACCCUGCCCGGGCCCAUCCUCAGCUCCUUCCCCCAGAACACCGCUGUGGGAUCCUCCACCUCCGCCGCCGUGGGCAGCAUCCUGAGUGAGGAGGGAGUGCCCAUCAACUCGGGGGGCUUUGGGCUCUCGGGGCUCUCUGGCCUCGGUGGCCGCUACUGCGGCCGCAGGUGCCUGCCCUGCUAG